Egretta garzetta (little egret) is the source of this 1742-nucleotide messenger RNA. Its product is annotated as SRC kinase signaling inhibitor 1. The record is from RefSeq and is a predicted model, not a curated record. The transcript has 10 exons. The annotation marks the transcript as partial. Lineage: Eukaryota; Metazoa; Chordata; Aves; Pelecaniformes; Ardeidae. Gene Ontology annotation, biological process: regulation of dendritic spine morphogenesis. Gene Ontology annotation, cellular component: actin cytoskeleton; postsynaptic density; cytoplasm.
CGACACGUAUGGCCCCGGCUUGGGGUUCCGCAUGCCUCCCUCCUCCCCGCAGAAGAUGGCUGAUGGCCGGCUGGUGGAUGUGCAGCCGGGGCAGAGCCCGCACAGCCCCUACUCAGGCCCCCCCAGCCGCUCCUCGCCCGUCCGUCAGUCCUUCCGCAAGGACUCCUGCUCCUCCGUCUUCAUGGAGAGCCCCGUCAACAAGCCGCGCAACCCCAGCUCCUCUGGCCCUCCGGAGCUCUUUCCCGGCCCUGGCGAUCGCCCGCUCUCAGGGUUCGGCUCCCCUGGACCGGCCAAGGACACGGAGACAAGCCUGAAUCCCACCCCCCCAUCCCUGCAGCUGCAGAACCAGGAGACGGUGAAGACGAUGCUGCGGCGGACGGAGACGGAGAUCAGCGUGCGGGUGACGGACACCAUGCGCAAGCACGAGGACCCCCUGCAGCGCCAGCGCAGCUUGGUGGAAGAGGAGCGGCUCCGCUACCUCAACGAGGAGGAGCUGAUCACCCAGCAGCUCAAUGACCUGGAGAAGUCCGUGGAGAAGAUCCAGAAGGAUUUGGCCCACAACCACCGGCUCAUCCCCGUGCAGGAGCUGGAGGAGAAGGCGGUGGUGCUCAAGCAGCUGGGGGAGACCCUGACAGACCUCAAGGCCCAGUUCCCCAGCCUGCAGAGCAAGAUGCGGGUGGUGCUGCGGGUGGAGGUGGAAGCCGUCAAGUUCCUCAAGGAGGAGCCGAACCGCCUCGAUGGGCUGCUCAAGCGCUGCAAGACGGUGACGGACACCCUCGCCCAGAUCCGCAGGCAAGUGGAUGAGGGGGUGUGGACCUCCCCCAGCAUCCUCAGCCAGUCCCCCAAGAAGGUGGCCCCCGAGACAGACUUCAGCAAAGGGCUGGACCUGGAGAUGCCCACCAGCCCCCCCGUGAGCCUCCACCACCUGACGGCUGGCACCGAGACCCUGGGCAUGCCCAGCUUCGGGCACAGCCCCCCCCAAACCCAGACCCACCCCUCCAAGAGCAAUAACCCUUCCCGAGCUCCAGAGAAGGGCCCCGCCAAGACCCAGACGGGCCCAGAGACCCCCAGCAAGAAGAGCGCGGACAAAGCCGUAUCCGUGGAGCAUCGUUUGUGCCCAGACGAACUGACGGUGCCGCGGUACCGGACCGAGAAACCUUCCAAAUCGCCGCCGCCACCUCCUCCGCGCCGGAGCUUCCCCUCGUCUCACGGGCUGACCACCACCCGCAGCGGCGAAGUCAUCGUGACCAGCAAGAAGGAGCCUGGGUUUAUGAAGAAGGCCGAGUCGGAGGAGCUGGAGACCCAGAAGCCCCAGGUGAAGCUGAGACGGACAGUGUCGGAGGUGGUCAGGCCGGCAUCCACCCCUCCCAUCAUCGCCUCUGCCAUCAAAGACGACGACGACGAGGACCGCAUCAUUGCGGAGCUGGAGGUGUUUCAGAGAAGCUCUGCCUCCCCUUUCCUCCCCAAGCUCCGCAGCAAGGAGAUUUGUGAAGGCACGUACCAGAGACUGGAUAGCCUGGAAGAAACUAUCCGUGAGCUGGAACUAACCAUCCAUGAGAUCAGCAGCCAUCCCUUGGCUGAAUUUGUAUUCCCUAAAGAACUGCUAGGACAAGCAGGACCCGAGGAUGCCUGCGAGAAGACCGAGGAAGCCGUCGCUAAGUCCUGGCUGGCUUCUGAGCUUGCCGAGGCGCUGCCUGGCGAGGGCUCCUUUGGCCCGUGGAGCCGGUGGCAUCCUUGCCCGG